This is a messenger RNA of Penaeus indicus, 1207 nucleotides long. RefSeq lists its product as uncharacterized. The record is from RefSeq and is a predicted model, not a curated record. The coding region runs from base 329 to 811 and encodes 160 amino acids. The transcript has 2 exons. NCBI's taxonomy places the organism in Eukaryota, Metazoa, Arthropoda, Malacostraca, Decapoda, Penaeidae.
UUGGAUGGAUAUUGAAAUAAUUUUAUAUCUGAAUGCACAUAAUUUCAAUCCGAGACUAUGAAUCCAGACUUCAUAAUAAUGUUCAGUGUUCACAUGAACGUGCUAGGCAUCAAAGAUCACCAAGCACUAACUUCAUAACAAGAGGCCGUCGCCCUUGCUCGCCGCGCCCCGACCGGCCCGCACUCACCAACGUUCCCUUGGCCUUCCCGCAGUCAUCCGAGGGCUCCGUGACGUGGCGCGCGUGAAGGCCCUCAGGUACCAGGUGCAGCUGCUCCUCGAGGACUACAUCAACGACCGCCAGUUCGAGUCCCGCGGGCGAUUCGGCGAGAUGUUGCUCACCUUGCCCGCUCUCCAGUCCAUCACCUGGCAGAUGAUUGAGCAGAUCCAGUUCGCCAAGCUCUUCGGCGUCGCCAGGAUCGAUAAUCUGCUUCAGGAGAUGUUGCUUGGAGCAGGAGCAGGAAGCGACGGAACGAACGGGCUGACGGGCGGCUCGGGCGGCGGCUACGGCGGCGGCGACGGGGGAAUCGGCGUGGGCAUCCCGGCCCCUCCCCCGGGCGGCGUCGGCCUCCCGAUCCCCCUGGGCGCAGCCACGGCGGCCGGAGGGAGUGUCCCUGUGGGCAUGAACAACAACAACGACAUCCCUGUGUCGGCGGCGGCACUGGAGGCAGCCGGGCUUUCGGCCUUCGGCAGCAGCGGAGCCACGAACGGCCACCUCGAAGGGGGCUCGAGGGCCACGUCCAAGGAGGAUGAGCGACCUCGCCUCGACAGAACCUUCAAGCAGGAGGAUACGGACACGAACUUCGACAUAUGACUAAACAUGUGCGAGCAACAUAUGCAUUAAAUGCCUACAGUAAAAACCUACUGCUUAAUGUUCUGUGCAUCACAAGCUUUUCAGGCAGCUGGUAUGCAUUGCCUCUCCUGCUCACUCGCGCGCACAUCAGUCCGGUGUUCUUGUUGGUACGCCCACUGCCUCAUCUUCUAAGUCAUAUUAUGUUUCGAAAUUAAGAACAAAGUGUAUGUAUACAAAAAUGAAGUCGGUAACAGACAGACAUUUUUCAAGAUGUAUGGGGAAUAAAAAAAAAUUGUUUAGACACCUCUAAAGCAUACAUAACAUACAGCUCACAGUUGGUAAUAUAUAUAUAUAUAUAUAUAUAUAUAUAUAUAUAUAUAUAUAUAUAUAUAUAUAUAUAUAUAUGUAUAUAUAUAU